AUGCUUGACAAAUUUAGAUGUGACUUUAUUGUCCACUUUUAUGGCGCUGUUUUUAUUCCGAAUAAAAUUUGCAUGGUUACUGAAUUGGCUCACUAUGGGAGUUUACAAGACGUUAUGAAAAAAUACACAACAAGUGAUAUUCAACUAAAAAUGAAAGUUAAAUUUGUUUUAGAUGCAUCAAAAGGAAUAUCUUAUUUACACACAAAUGGAAUUUUACACAGAGAUAUUAAACCAGACAACAUUCUUGUGUUCACUUUUAAUGUUAAUGACAAGGCUAAUUCAAAAUUGACUGAUUUUGGGUCAAGUCGAAAUUUGAAUAUGAUGAUGACUAACAUGACAUUUACUAAAGGUGUCGGGACUCCAGUGUAUAUGGCACCCGAAAUUUUGCAACAAGAAAAAUACAAGAAAAGUGCAGAUAUUUAUUCGUUGGCAAUUACUAUGUUUGAAUGUCUAAAUUGGGUUCAUGCGUACCCAAAACAAAAAUUUAAGUUUCCGUGGACAAUAGCUGAAUAUGUCAUUAGAGGCAAUAGAUUACCAAAACCCGAUGAAAUGAGUCAAGGUCUAUUUGAUAUAAUAAGUAAUUGUUGGAACAGUGAUCCAAUCAAGAGAUGUAGUAUUAAAGAAGUGAUAUAUAAACUUGAAUUAAUAUAUAAUUCAGUUUAG
Messenger RNA from Entamoeba invadens IP1, 663 nucleotides. RefSeq names its product serine/threonine protein kinase HT1, putative. Bases 1 to 663 code for a protein of 220 amino acids. Gene Ontology annotation, molecular function: ATP binding; protein kinase activity. Lineage: Eukaryota; Evosea; Mastigamoebida; Endamoebidae. Gene Ontology annotation, biological process: protein phosphorylation. The transcript has a single exon. The record is from RefSeq and is a predicted model, not a curated record.